AUCAAUAAACGUUCGAGCUCUAAGCUCUAACAUUCUCCAUAUGCCUCGUUCAUGGAGAAAAGUCUACACAUAUAUUGAAUUUCUUGUCAACAAAUACCGUUACACAACCAUUAAAGCUCCCUUUUAUGGUAGAUGUAUUUUAAUGAAGUGGAGAAACGAGAAAGUGAUGAGUCUCGAUGAUUAUAAAGUAAUGGUGACAGGUGUGAAAUGGAUAGUACAAUAUCAUUAUUGUCUGUGUCACUAUAAUGCCAUUGACGCCAGACAACUUCAACUUCUUUAUAGUCUUCUUCUCUUUCUACCACAAUCUGUAGGGAGAGAGAGGGUUGAUUUUUGGUAUGGGGAGUUACAGGGUGUGCAUGUGCUUCACGCGGAAGUUCAGGGUGACGGAGGCGGAGCCGCCGGCCGACGCCAAGGCGGCGUUCCUCAAGUACGCCGACGGCGGGGCCCAGAUGUCGGUUGACCAGCUGCGGAGGUUCAUGGUGGAGGUCCAGGGCGAGGCGGAGGACGACGCCGCCACCGCCGCCGCCGCGGAGAACAUCGUGCAGCAGAUCCUCCAGAAGCGCCACCACAUUGCCAAGUUCACGCGCCACGCGCUCACCCUCGAGGAUUUCCACCACUACCUCUUCUCCGCCGACCUCAAUCCCCCGAUGAACAACAAGGUCCACCAAGACAUGACAGCCCCACUGUCUCAUUUUUUCAUAUUCACGGGGCAUAACUCUUACCUUACUGGAAACCAGCUCACGAGUGACUGCAGCGACGUGCCAAUUAUAAAGGCACUGCAGAAGGGAGUGAGGGUAAUAGAGCUUGAUAUAUGGCCAAAUUCUUCAAAGGAUGAUGUGCAUGUUCUUCAUGGAAGAACUGUGACAGCACCUGUGGAUCUCUUGAAGUGUCUAAAGUCGAUUAAGGAGCACGCUUUCUCUGCUUCUCCAUACCCUGUCAUAAUAACAUUGGAAGAUCACCUUACGCAUGAACGUGACCUGCAAGCUAAAGUAGCUCAAAUGCUCUCUCAAGUAUUUGGCACGAUGCUUUUCUACCCAGAGACAGAUUGCUUAAAAGAAUUUCCAUCACCCGAAGAGUUGAAACAUCGCGUGAUUAUUUCCACAAAGCCUCCCAAGGAGUAUCUUGAAGCUCAGAACACUAAGGGCAGUGAUUCUCUUAGGAGAAAAGAUUCUGAGGACGAUGUAUGGGGAACAGAGCCUUCCUGCCUCACGGCCGGCCAAGAAGAUGAAGUUAAGAUAGAUAAUGAAAUGACGGACCUGAAUCCUAACAAUGAGGAUGAUGAUGAGUGCGAUCCUGGAAGUCGUGAAGCACCGGAAUAUAAACGCCUUAUAGCUAUCCAUGCUGGGAAACCGAGAGGAGGGAUGAAGGAAUCACUAAAAGUAGAGGGUGACAAAGUGAGGCGCUUAAGUGUUAGUGAGCAAGCUCUUGAAAAGGCCGCUGAAUCUCUUGGAACAGACAUUGUCAGGUUCACACAGAAGAAUAUUCUGCGAGUCUAUCCUAAGGGAACUAGAUUUAACUCGUCGAAUUACAAGCCACAAGUUGGUUGGUUGCAUGGAGCUCAAAUGAUUGCAUUCAAUAUGCAGGGAUAUGGAAGAUCACUUUGGUUGAUGCAAGGAAUGUUCAGGGCCAAUGGAGGCUGUGGGUUUGUGAAAAAGCCUGAUAUUUUGAUGAAUGCUAACGUGAUUUUUGAUCCUAAAGCGAAGGCCCCCGUCAAGAAAACCUUAAAGGUGAAAGUGUACAUGGGGGAUGGCUGGCAUAUGGAUUUCAAACAAACUCACUUCGAUUCGUAUUCGCCACCCGACUUUUACGUGAGGGUUGGCAUAGCUGGUGCACCGGCUGAUGAGACGAUGAAGAAGACGAAGACGAUAGAGGACAAUUGGAGUCCUGUUUGGGAAGAGGAAUUCACAUUCCCACUCACUGUUCCUGAGCUAGCCCUGCUAAGAAUAGAAGUGCAUGAGCAUGAUAUGUCCGAGAAGGAUGACUUUGCCGGCCAAACAUGUCUUCCGGUUGCAGAGCUGAGGCCCGGCAUAAGAUCUGUGCCUCUCUGUGACCGGAGAGGCGAGCGUGAGAAGCUGAAAUCCGUUCGCCUUCUGAUGCGUUUCGACAUCCAUGAUCAUCAUGAUGCAGACCACCUUAGGAGUCAUGCUUCUUGUGAAAAGGUUUUGUAGUUGUUCAUUUGUUCUAGCAAGCUUCCUUAUCCCGUUAUAAGAAAAAAGACGCACCACCCGUCGUUGACGGCCCCGCGGUGCACCCGUUUCUAGAGCUUGGCGGAGGAAGUAAACCGCGGGGCGUGGCUCGAUUUGUGAGAUCCUGAGCUGUUAUGUGUUAGUUUUUCUUCUGUUUGCAAGGGAGGCCUGCAUCUCAAAUUUGGUCCUUGUUGGUAUGUUUCUGAGUAAGAGUAAAGUGAGAUCCAAUUUCAUCUUAUUUUUAUUUUGUUUCUGGAUCAAACCAUGUUGGUUUCGAAUCCAAAUGCUUUUGCUGUGGUUUCAGAUCGUGUAUAGAUUUUAAGUUUAUGGGGUUGUAAAUAAGUCCGAAUGAUAUGAAAUUGGAUUGAGAAAAUAUGUGUUUGAGCUUGUUUAA
Salvia miltiorrhiza (redroot sage) is the source of this 2580-nucleotide messenger RNA. RefSeq names its product phosphoinositide phospholipase C 4-like. The transcript is spliced from 9 exons. The record is from RefSeq and is a predicted model, not a curated record. Gene Ontology annotation, molecular function: phosphatidylinositol-4,5-bisphosphate phospholipase C activity. Bases 336 to 2168 code for a protein of 610 amino acids. NCBI's taxonomy places the organism in Eukaryota, Viridiplantae, Streptophyta, Magnoliopsida, Lamiales, Lamiaceae. Gene Ontology annotation, biological process: phosphatidylinositol-mediated signaling; lipid metabolic process.